Molecule: messenger RNA, 2187 nt
Organism: Rotaria sp. Silwood1
Lineage: Eukaryota; Metazoa; Rotifera; Eurotatoria; Philodinida; Philodinidae
Source: the annotation of a GenBank genome assembly
AUGGUACAAAAAUAUCAAUCACCAGUACGUGUUUAUCGGUAUCCAUUUGAACUUGUUAUGGCUGCAUAUGAAAAACGUUUUCCAACAUGUCCAAUGAUACCUGUUUUUCUUGGUUCUGAUAUAACAUCAGAAUUUCAUAGUGAAGAUGGAGCUGUAGAUAUAAUUGAACGACGUUGUCGAUUAAAUGUUGAUGCACCUUAUUUACUUAAAAAGAUUGUCAAUGUUGAUUAUGUUAUAUUUUUACAAAAAAAUCAUCUCGAUCGUCGACAACGUACAUUACGUAUUGAUGCAUGUAAUGAAAGUUUUUCAGCACGUUUAAUAAUUAAAGAAUUUUGUCAUUAUUAUGUUCAUCCAGAAAAUGUUUUAUGGACAUGUUUUGAACAAAGUGCAUAUUUAGAAAUAAAAUCAUUUUUUGGUUUUGAAGCAAGUGUUGAAAAAUUAGCUAUGAAACAAUAUUCAGCAAAUUUAGCUAAAGGAAAAGAAAUUAUUGAAUAUUAUGUUAAUGAAUUAAUUAAUCAAGGUAUAACAAAUAUUCCUAUUUGGACAGAAUCAUCAUCAUCAUUAUCAUCAAUAAUAAUAAAUCAAAAUCAAGAAUUAACAACAAUAUCUUCUAUUAAUGAUGAUCCAUCAUUAUUAGCAGCACGUCGACGAUUAUCAUCACAAGAUGCAUCAAAUAUAUUUACUUCAGCAUCACCACCUAAAGCAACAGCAUUAACAACAACAACAGCAGCACAUUUUUCAGCAUUAUCAGAUGAACUUGAAACAUUUCAAAUAGAUGAAAAUUUACAAGAUAAACAACGUAAUAUUGAUGAUGAAUAUAUACGUCGUUAUGUUGGACAAUUAGAUCCAUUUGAAGAAAGUUGUCUUGUACAACUUCGAAAAUGGAUUGCAGAAACACAUAAAGGAAAAUUACCAAAUGAUUCUCAUUUACUUCGAUUUCUUCGUGCUCGAAGAUUUGAUAUUGAAAAAGCUAAAGAAAAUGUUUGUCAUUCAUUAACAUGGCGUAAAAAAAAUUGUAUUGAUCGUUUACUUAUGGAUUAUGAAACUCCAGAAGUAAUACAACGUUUUUUUCCUGGUGCUUGGGGUGGAAAUGAUCGUGAUGGACGACCUAUAUAUAUGUUACGUGUUGGAGAUAUUGAUGUACGUGGUAUUAUGAAAGCAGUACAUGGUGAAGAUGUAUGGAUUAGACACAUAUUAUAUCUUGUUGAAGAAGGUUUAAAUAAAUGUGAAGAAAAUACUAAACUUUUUGGUAAACCAAUAAGUUCUGUAUGUGUUAUUUUGGAUUUUGAGAACUUUAGUGUUAAACAUCUUUAUCGACCUGUUUUUCGAGUUAUAUCACAAAUAACUGAUACUGUUGAAGCUAAUUAUCCAGAAACACUUGGCCGAAUGUUUUUAACACGUUGUCCUCGUGUUAUACCAGUAUUAUGGACAAUUAUAAAUACAUUUGUUGAAGAACGAACACGUGAAAAAUUUGCUAUACUUAAAACUGAUGAACUUGUUGAAUAUAUUGACGAAAUAAACAUUCCUGAUUUUCUUGGUGGUCAAAUGUUUUUUCAAGCACCAUCCGGUGGAAUAAUCCCACGUUCUUUAUAUAUUCAUGAAGAUGAACCAGAUAAAUUUGAUGCUGAAAGUUCAUUAUUUGGUGAUAAUGCUUAUACAGUUGUAUCAAUAAAAGAAGGUGGUGCACAUGAAGUACUUAUUCCAAUAUCACAAAAAGGUGAUAGACUUUGGUAUGAUUUUGAUAUAUUAAAAUCUGAAUGUACAUUUACAAUAUAUCGUAUUGGAAAAAUAAAAACAAUUGAACAUGAUGAUAAUGAUGAUCAUUUACGUUCACCAUUAUCAUCAAUACAAAAAAAUGCUUCAAUAUUACAUGCAACAACAAUUUAUGAUAAACCAUUAAAUGAAUCACAAACAGAUGAUAUUAUACGUUUAACACAAUCAACUAUAUAUCAUGAUGGUGAUUCUGUACAAGAAACAUAUAUAUGUCAACAACCAGGAAAUUAUGUUUUACAAUGGCGUCAUUCAACAAGUCAUCAUACAACAAGUCCAUUUGAUUUUAUUAGUGGUAGUCAUAAAACAAAAAUAAUGUAUCAUUAUGAACGACAAUUAUCAACAAGAUUAACAACUGAUAUAACACAAAAUGGAUAUAUUAGUGGUGAACAACGGACAACAUUGACUUCGUCUUAA